Molecule: messenger RNA, 2812 nt
Organism: Dromaius novaehollandiae (emu)
Lineage: Eukaryota; Metazoa; Chordata; Aves; Casuariiformes; Dromaiidae
Gene: CRLS1
Product: cardiolipin synthase 1
Exons: 7
Coding region: 165-1151 (328 amino acids)
Biological process (GO): cardiolipin biosynthetic process
Cellular component (GO): membrane; mitochondrion
Molecular function (GO): cardiolipin synthase (CMP-forming) activity
Source: RefSeq, a predicted model, not a curated record
GUAAAGCGUCGCGAACGGCCGUACGGCCGCGCUUCCGCACGCCCAGUGCCGCCUGCGGCUCGGAAGCUGCCCGCGGCCCCCGCGGGGCGGCGGGUGGUGGCGGGGGCGGGGGGCCGGUGGCUGCUGCGGGCAGGGCCGCAGCGCGCCUCGGGGCGGCUCCCGCCAUGCUGGCCGCUGCGUGGCUGGGCAGGGGGCUGUGGGGGCUGCUCGGCGGCGCGGGGCGGCGGCGGCCGGGCGGCGGCGGCGGAGCCAGGCCGCUGGCGAGCCGGCGCGGCGCGGAGGCCGAGGCGGCGGCCGGGCGCUGCCAGGGCAACGGCGGCGGCUUCUGCCUGGCGGCGGCGCGGCGCGGGGCGCCCGCGCUGUGUCACCCCCAUGGGGGGCUGCGCGCGCCCCAACGGCUGCUGCGCGCCCCCGCCGCCGCCGCCGCCGCCGCCGCCUGGAGCCUGCUGCGAGGCGGCCGCGCCGGGCCGUGGCGGUCGGGGAGCGGCGGGCCCGCGGCGCCGGGCCCCGCUGGGGAGCGGAGUGCGGCGGGGCGCUACCCCGAGCUGUAUGAGAACCCGUGGACCAUCCCGAACAUCCUGUCGAUGGCGAGAAUGGGUCUGGCGCCGGUUUUAGGCUACUUGAUUGCUGAGGAAAACUUCAACGUUGCACUCGGUGUCUUCGUUUUGGCUGGCGUUACGGACUUGUUGGAUGGAUUUAUUGCACGGAACUGGGCUAAUCAGAAAUCAGCUUUGGGAAGUGCUCUCGAUCCUCUGGCUGACAAAAUUCUCAUCAGUGUGCUCUAUGUGAGCCUAACUUGUGCACAUCUUAUCCCAGUUUCACUUACUUCCAUGAUUAUUCUGAGGGAUGUAGCGCUCAUUGCUACUUUUUUUUAUGUGCGAUACAGAACUCUUUCUCCACCGAGAACACUCAGUAGGUAUUUUAACCCCUGUUAUGCUACUGCCCACUUAAAACCAACAUUCAUUAGCAAGGUGAACACUGCAGUUCAGCUAAUAUUGGUGGCAGCUUCUUUAGCAGCUCCUGUUUUCAAUUAUGUGGACAGCAUAUAUCUGCAGACAUUAUGGUGCAUCACAGGUUUCACAACGAUAUCAUCUGCGUAUAGCUAUUACCACUAUGGCCGAAAAACGGUUCAGGUGAUAAAUAACAAAUGAAGUAUUACCGAAAGGACCGUGUCUUGGCAGCAUGGUUUGCUGUACUGCAGAAGAUGGUUGUAAUGACUGGGUUUGUGAUAAAGAACUCUGUUUUUCUGCUUAAACCAUGGCAUCACAAUGAAAUGAAGUUUGAAUAUGUACUGUGUGUAUAUAUAUAUAUAGAGAGAGAGGCUUUUCAAUGUAUUUUUAAUUUGUUUAAAAAUAAGGUUGUUUACAAAAAACAAAUAACCUGUCUUUAAGGAUGUGAUUUACUGGUUGCUACCAUGUGCAUUUCAAAUAAUUCUUACUGUUUUCAGACGUUAGAAAUAAGCACUUUUCACCAGCUUUUUUGGCAAGGCACUGAACAGACUGAGAUCGGAGUAGAAAAGGCAUUUUUAAGAACAACUUUGUGCCUCAACCUAAGUCAGUCAAGUGGCAUUGCUUGUUAGGACCUAUGACCUACUUCAGCUUGCUGCAGAAGACGACACAUCAUCAAGAAAUAGUAUCUUCAGAAAUUUGAACUGGAAUAAUAGCAAGUUUUACUUUAUAUUUUGUGGUGAUACAAAUAAUUCACAUAUAAGUUACACUCCCCCUUUUUUUCUUUUUAAAUAAGAGCAGAAGUUAAUGGUAGUCAUCAAAGAAGAGUCUGAGUCUCAGAAUAGUUAACUGUGCCAUGAUGAGUCUGUACCCCCAAUUAGAUAUGGAGGUAUGUUGCUCAUAUUAGACUAAUAAUUUCUAGUGAUUGAAAAAACAACUGUAUUUCUAGUUUCUUUCAAGCUUCUAAAGAUGCUGUUUAAUGCCAUUGGAGAAAAAGGACAUUUUAAAUACUGUCCAAAUUAAUGGAAGGGUUGGAAGAAACUUACAGAUGCACGUACUGUUAAUUUUUCCUGUACCUCUAGCUUAGAGGUGUACUGUGAUCCCACUCUGACCAUGACAACUCACAUGUGUUCUUUUCCUGUUCUCUAAUCACAGAAAAGUACAGAAUAAAGAACUAGGCAGAACAGAUCAUGUUGAUCAUAACUUGUUUUAUAAUUUAGAGCUACUUGUGAUAACUCUUGCAUGUCAUAGAAACGAGUGCAACUAUGAAGGGCUUAAAUAAUUAUAAUUGGGUGGUAUAUGAUACCACUAUAUUAGCAGAAGAAAAUUUAUUGUAGACAUCUCUUUUGAGAGCACACAGUCUCUUUUGUGACUGUAUAUGCUUGUAUAUACAGAACAUUUUAAUAAUUUUUAUAUUCAAACUUGUACAGAAUGGUGCACAGAAAAAGUGUUUGAUUUUUAUUAGUACCUGCUUCUUAGCUAUCUCCAUGUUUUGUGGGCUACCCUGCAUCUUACAUCAUAGGAUUUGCACUGUAUCCCUUUGAACUUCCCUUAAAAUAUCUGAGUAUUUCAUAGAACUGAAUACUGUUUCUUCAAGAGCCCAGUUCAGAACACAGAGAUGUACUGUAUCCAGUCAGGUCGUUCCUGUUUGGUUGGAUUUUCUGUUUUCUCUUUCUUAAAUCACAGGUAUCUUUGAAACAUUGUAUGAAACGUGCAGGCAAUGGGAAAAUACCGAUCAAUGAAGGAUCCGUGUUGGUGUGUGUUGGUACACCUGUCAUGACUUGUGUUGCUAAUAAGUUAAAUGUGUAAUUACUUGGCGGUAUCUGCCUAGAUAUUUGUGUUAAAUAAAAUUCUUCUAGAUGGUA